This is a messenger RNA of Cynocephalus volans (Philippine flying lemur), 3329 nucleotides long. RefSeq names its product DNA cross-link repair 1B (gene DCLRE1B). The record is from RefSeq and is a predicted model, not a curated record. Lineage: Eukaryota; Metazoa; Chordata; Mammalia; Dermoptera; Cynocephalidae. Bases 183 to 1808 code for a protein of 541 amino acids. Gene Ontology annotation, molecular function: damaged DNA binding; 5'-3' DNA exonuclease activity. Gene Ontology annotation, biological process: telomere maintenance; double-strand break repair via nonhomologous end joining; interstrand cross-link repair. The transcript is spliced from 4 exons.
AGUCACUUCCUUCUUUCUUUAGUAGCUUUAGUAGCUUGUUCCUCUACUGGGCUGGCUUUCCCUUAGGGUUUGUGGCCCUGUUCUUGCCCCAGCAUGACUUUUUUCGGGGCGCCGUUGUGGAAGCCUCACGCAGGAACCUGCCCCAAUGCAGAUCCCACUGGUGACUCUCCAGUCUCGUCACCAUGAACGGGGUCCUGAUCCCCCACACGCCCAUCGCCGUGGACUUUUGGAGCCUGCGCCGGGCUGGUGCUGCGCGGCUCUUUUUCUUGUCCCACCUGCACUCGGACCACACCGUGGGCCUGUCUAGCACCUGGGCCCGGCCCCUUUACUGCUCCCCAAUCACUGCCCACCUCUUGCAUCGUCACCUACAGGUAUCUAAGCAGUGGAUCCGAGCCCUGGAGGUUGGUGAGAGCCAUGUAUUGCCUCUAGAUGAAAUUGGACGAGAGACCAUGACUGUAACCCUCAUUGAUGCCAAUCACUGCCCUGGUUCUGUCAUGUUUCUCUUUGAAGGCUACUUUGGAACCAUUCUCUACACAGGUGAUUUUCGAUAUACACCAUCCAUGCUAAAGGAGCCAGCCCUGACAUUGGGGAAGCAGAUCCAUACCUUAUACCUAGACAAUACCAAUUGCAACCCAGCCCUGGUUCUUCCUUCCCGACAGGAAGCUGCCCACCAGAUUGUCCAGCUCAUUCGAAAGCACCCACAUCAUAAUGUAAAGAUUGGACUCUAUAGCCUGGGAAAAGAAUCACUGCUCGAGCAGCUGGCCCUGGAGUUUCGGACCUGGGUGGUAUUGAGUCCUCGGCGCCUAGAGUUGGUACAGCUGCUGGGUCUGGCAGAUGUGUUCACACUGGAAGAGAAGGCUGGCCGCCUCCAUGCUGUAGACCAUAUGGAGAUCUGCCAUUCUGCCAUGCUUCAUUGGAACCAGACCCACCCUACCAUUGCAAUCCUUCCCACAAGCCGGAAAAUCCACAGAUCCCACCCUGAUAUCCAUAUCAUCCCUUACUCUGACCAUUCCUCCUACUCUGAGCUUCGUGCCUUUGUUGCAGCACUGAAGCCUUGCCAGGUGGUGCCCAUCGUCGGUCGACGGCCCUGUGGAGACUUCUUUCAGGACAGCCUGAGCCCCAGGCUCUCCAUGCCCCUGAUUCCAGACUCUGUGCAGCAAUACAUGAGUUCCUCCUCUAAAAAACCAAGCUUUCUCUGGCUGUUACAAAGGAGGCUAAAGAGGCUGAGAACCCAGGGUGUUGUGUUUGAAUCCCCUGAGGAAAGUACUGAUCAACCUCAAGCUGACAGAGACACAAAGAAAGCCAAGAAAGAGAACCUUUUUCCCUGGCCUGGGGACCUUGAAAAGCAGCCCUUUCACCGUCCUUUGCAGAUGAAGAAGCAGUUAUUCCCAGACCUCUCCAGCAAAAAAUGGGAUGGGGCAGUUCCUUCCUGUGAGUCCCAGAAGAUGGUGACUGUGUUUGCUAACCCCCUGGGAUUUUCAGUGCAAUUAAGGUCUACAGAUGAGGAGUUUAUCUCUCCAGAAACCAGGGGUGAAAUUGGCUUAGGGUCCCCCUUGGUACCCAGGGGAGAUGAUGAUGGCCCAGCAGCCACAGGGAACCAGAGUGCCUGGAUGGGCCAUGAUUCUCCCCUGUCUCACAGCAGCAAGGUUGCCCCUUUUCUAGCUGCUGAGUUCAGGGGCCUAGCACUAAAGUACCUUCUGACUCCAGUGAACUUUUUCCAGGCAGGAUUCUCUUCUAGGAGCUUUGACCAGCAGGUGGAAAAAUACCAUAAACCCUUGCUGAAGUACACACAGGAGAGUAUGAAAUAACCUUGUUUUAUCCAACACUCCAGUUUUGAAGGGUGGCUGAUGGCUGGUGAGGAGAGUUUGCUUUGUGCCUUACUUUUCUAUCUUUAUAGAGUCCACAUGGGCUCACACUGGAGCAGCACUUCCUAAAGGUUCUUCAUUGGAGUCCUGGUGCCUACGGAGUCCUUAGUUUUAUAGUUGACUAUGUUUAAGAAACACUUUUCAUUAUAAACUCUUCAGAGUAUGCAUGAGCACAUUAAAGAUUCUUAGAAUUCCUAUAGUAACUUAAUCUAUUUAACUUUGUUUAACCCAGGAUUUUUCAAACUUUUGUGAACAUGCAGUCAUUUUAUGUGGGUGCAGAAAGAGAUAAAGAGGCUGAAUCAAAAAGGACCAGGUUAUUCCCAUUGUUAUUUUAUGUGUUGUGUGCCAUUCCCCAUGUCCCCUUUUCCCUCUUCACAGAUAAAAGUCCCUAGGUAGUUCCAUUUUUUAAAUUAUGAACUGUGGUGCUGGAGGUUAAAGUGGUAGCCCCAAGGAGCAUGUUCCAAUCCUGAAUGUCACUGACUUGCUGUGACCCCCAUCCAAGUAACUUCCUGUCUCUGCCUCUGGGAGGGAACAGGAAGCAAUGAAGAGGCCUUGGAACAGUAGUGAAAAAUUCCACCUCUGCUUCCUUCAUGAGUGUGUGCAGUUAGUGUCACUAGGACCUAUCUGGCAUAGAGCCAGUAGGAGGGUUGGGCAUUUCUCACCAAGGCAGUACCUGGAACUCAGCUGAACAUUAAGACUUAGGGUGUGACAGGCUCCCAGCUGCCUGGAGGCCCUGACUAUUUGGCUGAAAUAAAGUUAGAAAAGAUCAAAUGUGCUGUUAGAUAUCCUUCCGAUUGUUCACAUAGCUGGGAUGUUUGUUGCACAGCCCCCACUUUGGUUUGAGCAGAGAGCCAGAGCACAGAGCCUGUUUGUUUUAGUAUUCAAAGAAGAGACCAAGGAGCCAGCUGGCUGGUAGGGCUGGGGGUGUGCAGCUCUGCCCUGUCCUUCUGCUGUAACCUGACAAAAUGCCAAUCUAAUAAGCAGGACAGCCAAUACCAUGGCUAUGAGAGAAUAGGCUCUGAGAGAAGCCAUAGACAUGUGGAGCUGGGCAUGUGGAUGAAAACUGCUUCAGAAUGGAACCUUGAGCCUUAGCAACAAAGGAGGCUCGGUUUCUUGUCUGAGAGGGCAAAGUUUUCUAUUUUUGGAAGGAGAGAUGAAUUUAGAAAACAAAAUAAGUCCUUGCUCUUGGUCAAGCUGUACACAGCUCUCACACAGCUCUAUUUCAUCGAUGACCUUUGUUGUAAGCCUCCCAAGAGCUUACUAGGAGCCACAGCAGACAAGGCAUGUGGUGUGGCAGGAACAUGGGCAUUGGGCUUGAAUCCAGGGAACCCUGGACAAAUUGCUUUAAUAGUAGAUCCUCAGUUCCUCAUCUGUGAAAUGAACUGAGAUAACCAGCCUCUUGUGAUUGCUAUGGAGAUUGGUAAAAUUCUAGCUCGGUGUCUGCCACAUGACGGGUAUUUCAAA